Molecule: messenger RNA, 2005 nt
Organism: Alosa sapidissima (American shad)
Lineage: Eukaryota; Metazoa; Chordata; Actinopteri; Clupeiformes; Clupeidae
Product: cytoplasmic dynein 1 light intermediate chain 1-like
Exons: 13
Coding region: 35-1534 (499 amino acids)
Biological process (GO): microtubule-based movement; microtubule cytoskeleton organization
Cellular component (GO): centrosome; cytoplasmic dynein complex
Molecular function (GO): dynein heavy chain binding
Source: RefSeq, a predicted model, not a curated record
CUCUAUUUUGGGAGGCUGUAGUAAAGCAGUGAAGAUGGCUGCCGUGGGAAGAGCAUCCACCGUUGCAACGCCGUCUGGAAAUUAUCCCACGGUAGACAAUCAAAGUGCAGAAGACGAUGACGGCCAGAAUUUAUGGUCCUCUAUUCUGAGUGAAGUAACAACGCGGUCUCGAUCGAAAUUGCCAACUGGUAAAAAUGUUCUUGUCCUGGGUGAAACCAGGGCUGGUAAAACAACUUUGGUUGCCAAGCUCCAAGGCGUGGAGGAGUACAUGAAAGGCAGAGGAUUAGAAUAUAUGUACUUUAAUGUUCUUGAUGAUGACAUUGACGACCAUACCAGAUGUAGUGCUUGGGUAUUGGAUGGUGACCUGUACCACAAAGGUCUUCAGAAAUUUGCUGUAUCUCAGGACAAUCUUGCCAACACCAUGAUCCUGCUGGUUGUUGACAUGUCCAGGCCCUGGCUGGCGAUAGACUCCUUACAGAAGUGGGCGAGUGUGGUGCGGGAGCACAUCGACAAGCUCAGGAUCGUCCCAGAAACCAUGAGGGACAUGGAGCAGAGGCUGAUGAGACAGUACCAGGAGUACACAGAACCAGGCAGUGACUUAACUGCGUCUCCCCAGAGAAGAAACCCAACCAUGGGUGAAACAGAUGACGACAAUGUCUUACUCCCUCUUGGGGACAACACACUCACACACAACCUUGGGGUCCCUAUGAUGGUAGUAUGUACCAAGUGUGAUGCCAUUAGCAGUUUGGAGAAGGAGCACGAUUACAGAGAUGAACAUUUUGAUUUCAUACAGUCACAUAUUCGUCGCUUCUGCUUGGAGUAUGGGGCUGCACUGCUGUACACUUCAAUGAAGGAGAACAAAAAUCUAGAUUUGUUAUAUAAAUACCUCGUCCAUAGACUAUAUGGGUUUCCUUUUAAUAUCCCUGCACAAGUAGUAGAGAAAGACUCUGUAUUUAUCCCCUCAGGUUGGGACAAUGAAAAGAAGAUAGCCAUCCUGUAUGAGAACUUCCAGUCUCUGAAAAUGAAUGACAACUUUGAAGACGUUAUUGUUAACCCUCCACUGGGAAAGUUUGUACAUGAAAAGGAACUUGGAGCUGAAGAUGACCAGGUGUUUUUAGUGAAAUUGCAGUCACUUCUGGCAAAAAAUCCUCCAGCUGCUGCUGGAAGACCUGUGGAUUCCACCAAUAGGGGGCCGAGUGGCUCGCCGAGGACAUCAAACCGCUCCGCCACAGCCAAUGUAGCCAGUGUCAUGCCCAUGCAAUCAGGUACCAAGAAGAUAGAUCCAAACAUGAAAGGGGGCCAGACCAGCGAGGGUGUCCUGGCCAACUUCUUUAACAGCCUACUGAGUAAAAAAAGUGGCGGUCCAGGACCAGGUGGGAAUGGAAACAGUACCCCAGGGACAGUCAAGAAGUCAGGUUCCAAGUUGGGCUUAUCAGAUGUCCAGGCAGAUCUGGAUUGCAUAUCUAGCCAAUCAGAUCUGGAAUCUUCGUCCCCCACCACCACAGCGCACCCCAUUGAGUCAGAAGAGUCCUGAAGCCUUUUUGCAAACACUUUGACCUCUACCCCUUUCUUUUUUUAAAAGAAAGACACCUGUUUGUGUCCCCAUCAAAGUGAAUCAGCAGUUCAGCUACAGCACAAAAGCAGAUUCACAAAAACAGAAUCAUAAGCCUCCUUGGUCUCUUGCAUGUUUGCCUGUUAAGAUGCAGUUAAGCUGUACAGGAGUUUGGUUGUGCGGUAUGAUGACAUGAGAAUAACCCAGAAGGAGAUGGAAUGAUCGGCUGUGUCUGAGUCUGGGAAGUGAGUGUAAGGCUACUGAUUGUGUCGGAUAAAAGCGCCACAUAUUGGUGCUUAUUGAAGUUUUUACUGCUAUAUUUUGGAUAGACACUGAGACACAGAAUUCAUUCAUUUGUAAUUCCAUCCUUAAACUUUGGAGGUAUAAUAUUUCAGUUUUUUAUCAAAUCAAAUCCAGAAAAUAAAUGAGGAAAUAAAGUAAUGCUUAAAAAUG